Molecule: messenger RNA, 317 nt
Organism: Soboliphyme baturini
Lineage: Eukaryota; Metazoa; Nematoda; Enoplea; Dioctophymatida; Soboliphymatidae
Source: the annotation of a GenBank genome assembly
UUGAAAAGAUUUUUUUAUGCCAACUGCCUUCUCUUUAGGAAUCUUGUCAACUUAUUUCUAAGCCGUACCGGUGCUCCAGUGGCUGAGUCGGCUGAACUGCUGAGAAGUGUCAAACAUCUCGUCUCGGCGUCGCUCAUCGAUCGAUUCUCGGACGACUCCGAAAAUGAUGCUCAUGAAUUCCUGGUGCAGCUGUUUUCGCGUCUUUACGAUGAAAUCGUAGAUCUGAAUCGCAAGGCUGGCGGAGACUCGUCUAAUGACCCGAUAAAGACCAAUUUCGAGUUCACUAUAUGUCAUUAUAUCCAGUGCACUAAGUAAGU